Diabrotica virgifera virgifera (western corn rootworm) is the source of this 2369-nucleotide messenger RNA. RefSeq names its product putative polypeptide N-acetylgalactosaminyltransferase 9 (gene Pgant9). The record is from RefSeq and is a predicted model, not a curated record. Gene Ontology annotation, cellular component: Golgi apparatus. The transcript has 9 exons. Lineage: Eukaryota; Metazoa; Arthropoda; Insecta; Coleoptera; Chrysomelidae. Bases 522 to 2330 code for a protein of 602 amino acids.
UAGUUCAGUAGUAUUGAAAUAGCUGUGUUGGUGUACAGUUAUUUGGUGAUAUUGUCGCAGGAAGAAGCAUCGUGUAUCGGCAACGUCAGUGCGCGUAUGUUUUCAUACGACCAAUACACGUUGUGCGGUAAACAAGGCUUGGAUUGGAUGCGAGUCGAUCCGUUCGGUAUUUUUUGUUUGUUAUGAUUGUGUUUUGUGAUAAUUAGAAAAAACGGUAAACCUGUGUUAGUGUCACCAAACAAACUGUACCGGAGCAGUUAGUGGAUAUUUUUCUGGAUUAGGGAUUGUCAGCAAGGCAUGAACAUAUCCAAGAAAAAGACGACAACACAAUCAUUAUCAGCAAUACUAAUGCACACAUAUCAGGAAUAUCCAUACUGUGAUAAUCCACAGAAUCUUAUCUGAUUAGACCUGUGUUAUUUUAUCAAAAGAUGUUUACACUCAACUACAGAUAAAGCUCACUCGGAAUACAGUGUCAUCUAGUCAACGUUAGUGUCGCGUAGUUUUAGUAAUUUAUCGAUAAAAUGGGAAUGUUGUACAGGAAGAGAUCUCUGCUUCUGAAAUUAGCAGUUAUAGUAACGACCGCAUGGUUCACGAUAGCCUUUUUACUCUACACAGACAAUAGCUCGCCUCAAUCCGACGUGGUGGCGCUCCCUCUAGAUGGCGAACAUAUCAGAAAAAACGAAGUAGCGCCCGAAAGAGUGAUUCCGUUCCAAGAAUCGCGAAGGACUUCGUCCAAAAGUGUAAAUAAAAACAAUAAUAAUAAUAAUGACUAUGGUGGUGUGCUAGUGCCGCCUGAUAACGUGGCAGGAGAGAUGGGGAAACCAGUUGUUUUGCCUACGAAUUUAUCAGCGGAUAUAAAAAAAUUAGUGGACGAGGGCUGGAUGAAAAACGCCUUCAACCAGUAUGCCAGUGACCUGAUUAGUGUACAUAGAAGUUUGCCUGACCCUAGGGAUGAAUGGUGUAAAGAAGAUGGACGUUUCCUCGACGUCAGCAAGCUUCCCUCCACAUCCGUUAUCAUCUGUUUCCACAACGAAGCAUGGUCGGUGCUACUUAGGACCGUUCAUACGGUGUUGGAUAGGUCUCCUAGAGAUCUCAUUGAAGAAGUUAUCCUCGUAGACGAUUAUUCGGACAUGCCGCACACCAAAAAGCAAUUAGAGGAUUAUUGGAAAGAUGAACCGAAGGUGAAAAUUGUAAGGGCGCAAAAGAGAGAGGGAUUAAUUAGGGCUCGAUUAUUAGGUGCCAAACAUGCUAAUGGCAAAGUCUUAACCUACCUCGAUUCGCAUUGUGAAUGUACCGUGGGAUGGUUAGAACCGCUUUUGGAUAGAAUAGCGAGAGAUUCCACAACCGUAGUGUGUCCUGUUAUCGACGUAAUCGACGAUUCCACAUUAGAGUAUCACUACCACGAUAGUUCUGGCGUUAACGUCGGUGGAUUCGAUUGGAACCUACAGUUCAACUGGCAUGCAGUUCCUGAACACGAAAAGAAGAGGCACAAGAACACUGCCGAGCCUGUUUGGAGUCCUACGAUGGCAGGAGGACUGUUUAGUAUAGAUAAGGAAUUCUUCGAGAAACUUGGUACUUAUGACGAUGGAUUUGAUAUUUGGGGAGGAGAAAACUUAGAAAUAUCUUUUAAGACUUGGAUGUGCGGUGGCACACUCGAAAUCAUUCCAUGUUCACACGUUGGACACAUUUUUAGAAAAAGAUCUCCUUACAAAUGGAGAAGCGGAGUAAAUGUGCUACGUAGAAAUUCCGUGAGACUAGCAGAAGUUUGGUUAGAUGAAUACGCCCAAUAUUAUUACGAUAGGAUAGGAGGAGAAAAGGGAGACUAUGGAGAUCUCAGUAAAAGGAAAGAACUUAGAAAAAAUUUAGGAUGUAAGAGUUUUAAAUGGUAUUUGGACAACAUUUACCCAGAGCUAUUUGUUCCGGGUGCAGCUGUAGCUAAAGGAGAGAUAAGAAACUUAGGUGUCGGUGGUAAAACAUGUUUGGAUUCAGCUGCUAGACGUGCAGAUUUGCAUAAACCAGCCGGUUUAUAUCCUUGUCAUAAGCAAGGAGGUAAUCAGUACUGGAUGUACAGCAAAACUGGAGAAAUUCGCCGAGAUGAAUACUGCUUGGACUUCAGUGGUGGGCAGGACGUAAUUCUUUAUCCGUGCCAUGGUAGCAAAGGAAACCAAUUCUGGGACUACGACCAAGAACUGAAGCUUCUGCGACACGGCAGUAGCGACAAAUGUUUGGCCAUAAACGACAUUAAAACUAAACUAGUUAUGGAAAGGUGCAACCCCGACGUUCAACGACAGCAAUGGUCAUUAGAGAACUAUGAUAAAUCGAAAUUGUGAUGAUUCAUUUUGUUUUACGUUAUUAAAUGAUUUGUUGUA